UAACUACAAUGAUUUUGGUGUUCAUCUUGUUGUGCUAAUGAGGUAUGGCAACUUGGACUGAUGCAUAUAUGUGCUUAGUUCUACGUCAUAGGUGACUGACUGAUGGAUCGUUAUCUUUGUCGUCCAACUAUUAAUUACGUCAUUCAGAAGUAUAACGCUUUGCUACAGAAGCUGUUUAUUACUUUGAUUUCUUUCCAACUUUCCAGUGUAAACAAGUUCCAUUGUUCACAAUACUAAUCCCAAUCACUAAUAUAUUUAGCAUUCUAACAGUCGACGUUUAAUUUUGAUGUUGUAUGUAAGUUGUCGACUUCAUCUUGAUAUUUUGUCAGUAUGUCUCAAAAACAGAUCAAGUCCUUUUGGUUGAUUUUUUAAUUUUCUCUAAAUAGGAUGUCGGAUGAUAUAUGGGAGGAGAGUGCUGUCAAAGGAUUUCAAUUUGAUUUAGAGGAAGCUGAUAAUACUUCAACGUACUCUCAUAUUCUCGGUGAUAGCUUUGGUGAAACAUUUUGUGAUGAAUCAAUAACAAUAGACUUUAACAAUCAAUUUUGUACAAUAUGCCAUAACUUAAUCGGUAAUGAGAUUUACUAUGAAAAAGAUGCUACGUUCUGUUCAGAGGCAUGCUGGUUGAAAGCAAUUACAAUAGCUCUUGAUGAUUUUGUUGUUGGGGGAAUGAGUACAUGGCCAUUGAGUACUUUUGUUUCACAAUCUUCUAAAUCAGUUAUUUUAAAUUUGACUACGAGCACUUUUGAUGGAAAUUUAAUUACAAAGAUUGUUAAUGAACUUAGGAAUUCAUUAUCAGAAAGCACUUUUGAAAACAUUUUGCUAAAAAACCCCGUAGCCGGGUUUCAUUUUCUUAACUUCCUUAGAAAUACUGGACAGUUAGUAGACUUAAAGAAAUAUAUGAAAAUACUAGGUUUUAUCAGAGAAAGUGAAAUUUCUAGCUAUAGUCAGUUGAUGCAAAAGUUGAUGAAUUUAUCGUCGGGUCAUGUAGACGAAGUUAAUAAACAUUUAAUGCAGAUUGCAGAAUCUGAAGUAGCCUCAAAUCUUGCUGUUAAAAAUAUUGUUGAAAUCUCUUCUGAAUUGGCUGUUAUCUUGGAUUAUCAGAACAGCUAUGAAAGAGAAUGGAGUUCAUAUUACAGUGAACUUCUUAUACGUACAAACGCCCGGAAAAACGCUACUACACUUCCUGAGAGUUUGUUGAUGCAGCCAUUAUGCGAAACUCUUGGUGCAUUGGCGAGGAUGGAUCAAAGCAUUAAGACCAAUAGUCGGGCUGAAACUCUUGGGAAAAAGUUCAAAAUAUCGGAUGAACAGUUUAGAUGGUUGUUGAUAGAGCCCCUUGUUCAGUCACGAAACUGGGACGAUCUGGAAUUUAUCAUGUUAAAAAAGAAAUCUUUGUCGCGUCGUAUGGAGGUUACCAUCCCAACUGACCGUUUUAUCCUUCAUCUCAAUUCAUUAGGUGUCCCAAACAAUAUUAUUGAAAGUUACUUGAAAUAUCUAAGUGAUGAUGAGUUUAUACAGAUUGUUAUUCGGUUAAAUAUGGUCGAUGAAGCGGUUAAACUCUGCUUGGAAAAGCGAAAUAUCAACGCUUUGAAGGAACUCAUGUCUCAAAUACCUGGCAAUCAUCAAAAGAAGAAAGAAAUAUCUCACUAUCUAUCAGUUCCUGUUGCACAGUGGAAAGACUUUGUUUGUAGACAAGCGUUUUGA
Molecule: messenger RNA, 1701 nt
Organism: Schistosoma curassoni
Lineage: Eukaryota; Metazoa; Platyhelminthes; Trematoda; Strigeidida; Schistosomatidae
Source: the annotation of a GenBank genome assembly